AUGUCAGCACGAAGCGCAUAUGCGCGCAAGAAAACAACACAAGCAAAGAUCAAAGACCCAGCCAAGCAUGGAAGAGCUCAAUCGGUAGCCGCUACAUCUUCAAGUGGUGAAAGCAUAUACGUCGACACCUCAUACCCACCGAGCAGCCCAUUCACAUCGUCACCUCGAUAUCCUCCACCAAUGCCACAAUAUGCCACCAUGCCAAUGGGAAAUAGGGGUGAAUUCCAGGGAAGAGGAAACCCAAUGACGGCACCUGAUUGGAAUAGGGAUGCGUAUCUGAGCCAUCAACUUACUUCGCCAACAGAGGAUUGGGUCCACGGUAGAUCAAGGAGAGCUACCAUGCCAGAAGAAUACAGCACCAUUGAGAAGAGUGGACUGCGAUCAAUAAUUGACAAGCGAAGCGACGAUGUGAGGAAGACUAUUGCAAAGACUUUUACUUUUCGCAAGAAAGAAAAGGAGGAGGAACCAUUAGAAGACGAUGAUGAUUCCAGUCGACCAAGCGUUGAUACUUUACAACCCAGAAUCAUUCCUGAUCCUACUGAGAGUCGUGGUUGGGAUAUACAAUCUACAGCACCAACAGAAUCAUCACGUUUACCAUCGGUAUCUUCAUCGAUACCGUCUCAGUAUCUUCUUUCACCGUCACCAAGAUCCCAAAUCUCAUGCAACAUACCCCUCGCUGGUCCACCACCAACUACCAAGUUACCGCCGAUACCUCAGGCGCCUCCUGUGUCUGCACCCCAAAUGAGGCGUUGGUGUGGAGGAGGAAAACCCAUUACCAAGUGGAACAAAAUGCGAAAAGACCCCGAGCUAUGGGAUCCCAAUGGAGAUGUUUUGAUCUAUCUCGGACGCAAUGGCCAAAGCUUACCCACGAUGCGCAUAUCUUCUUAUAUCAUCGAGGCGACCAACAGCCGGUAUCUGAUUUACCUUCUGAACCAAGGUUCACUCGAAGGACAGGCGAACCCACCGCCUUCACCUCGAGCUGAAUCUUAUGAGGCAAAGCUUGGGCAAGACCUUCAAGCAGGUCUACUAACACCCCCUACAUCGGGACGUACCAGCUUAGGGGAUGUGGGAGGACAAGUACUGUACAAGAUGCAUUUUCCACCUCCGCAAAACGCCAAGAGUAUCGACCAGCUGCGUCACCAGAUUACUACGCGCAACUUUUUUGCAUUACUUCUGAAUGCUUCACUUGUAGGUCUAUCCUUGCACGAAGCUUUAUCCGACCUUCAUGUCCGACUUGACAGCUACAUGCCCCCAAACAACGACAAUGUCAGCCAGAUAGUACGCUAUAUAUACAACCGCGAUCUGGACGAUGUUCGAAAUAGCCCUUUGAUGGCAGUAUCGCUGCUCAUGUGGGCUGAAGAGCCUGAUGUUAGGUGGGAAGAAGGUUGGAGAGAGUGCUUCACGCAUUGCGUGGGCAUGUACGAUGUUGUGCAGAAGAGCAAGGACUUUAAAAAGAUCUCCCCAAGCACGAGGAAAUUGAUGGACAGGGCCAACAAGGAGAUGCAAGACCGCGUGCAGGCUGCUGAGGAUCGUCUUGCUAGCUUCAGGUUUCAGGACAUAUACAUGUUCACCCCGGAAACUGUCUCAGAGAUGAAGGCGAUUGGUAGAUUGAAGGAAAUGUUUCUGCAGCAUUUCGAGGGCGAGUACGGAUCUUGGCCUCCCGUGUCAUCAGCGCAACAAGACAAUCAAUCAGCUGAUACCGCUGAACACGAGAGAUGGCUAAGUCGGACACUAGCGAUGAAGCUACAAAAAGACUUUGGUGCGCUGUAUGACUGCCUGGUGGACCGAGACAUUGUCUGGGGCACGUUGGAACUCCGAUCAAGGAGUACGUUGACGCUGGCGUCCAAAACAACUAACAGAGCCCUCACAUCGGACACGGACCACUUGCCGAUAGCAGAUAUGCUCAUCGAGUUUGACAAGAAAUAUUGUUUCCCGCACAUUCCUCACCCAUAUCCUUUAUUGCCUGGGUCGAUAGACUCAUCUCGAAGAAACUUCUCCAAGAAGCGAACCGACUACAUAUAUGCGCUGGAGAAGAGGAUACGACUCGCCUACGCUGAAAGCUACAACAAAAAUGAGAUGGAUAACGGAUUCGUUACCAACAGCCUCGUUCAGGCAUUCGAGUGCUUUGAAAAGGCCGAUGAUAUCGGGAACAUGAGUCCAGCGACAGCACGACGCAGUCGUUGGAUAAUUAUAUAUGGCAUCCUCCAGUCACUGGCUUCUGUAUCUGUAGAUGAUGAGAGGGUGCAGUACAGUGACAAAGUCGAAUAUCACUUGAGUCCAAGGCUCGAAGGAGUGAAGAUACCACCAUGGAAAAGGGGGCCGAACGAAAACAUUGGAGAAGGAGCACAUGAAACGUCUUAUUGCUGGACAGAAGAGACCGACAGAAAAGAAGAGGAUGAUGAAUAUGUUGAUGAUGACGAGGUUGCUUUGGAUCUCAUUAACGACCUUGACCUGCCGAUACAGAUGAACACGGAACAAGCGGUCGGAGGCCGGAGCACGGAGACGAGUGGAUCCAUCAGCACGGACACAGACACGGACUUGAGCAGAGGUUUUCGUCCAGGGUUCAAAGAGAAGAGGACUCGGAGAGACCGACAGAACGAGAGUCCAGUAGUGACGGAUUACCUGUAUACUUAG
This is a messenger RNA of Fusarium pseudograminearum CS3096, 2634 nucleotides long. RefSeq lists its product as uncharacterized. The coding region runs from base 1 to 2634 and encodes 877 amino acids. The record is from RefSeq and is a predicted model, not a curated record. The transcript has a single exon. NCBI's taxonomy places the organism in Eukaryota, Fungi, Ascomycota, Sordariomycetes, Hypocreales, Nectriaceae.